CGGCCACAGGCGGAGGGAUACGUUACCAUGGGAACGCCACGGUCCCGCUUCUGAACCUAUGGCUUUCCCAAAGGCAACCUGCCCCCCCACCCUUUCCCUCUCCCUUUUGACAACUCUCCUGGUGUUCCUUCCGUACCCCCUACCCUUUCGUCCCUACCCCUUUUCAAUUUGCCCUAAUCUUGGAACACUCAUCGCUAGUAAUCUUGGUACAGGCCUCUCGGAAGGGGGACGCGCCCCGGGACGCUGAGUACUACCGUCCACUUGCCCACCUCCAUCGACCCUCAGAGCCCCUCCGGAACCAGUCACCAAUUUGUUACCAGCAAGCAGAUGCAGAUGGCCUACUGCUGUGUCUCACAGCUGCUCACCUGUUCACCUCCAUUUUGAGAGCAACACUUCAGGCUGUGUGUGAAAGCAGAGACCUGAUCUGAAGAGCACAGCUGCCCUAGCUACAGCUACCUCACGGUGCCUCAGGUAUUGCCGUCUCUAGGUGCGGAAGCAGACAUGCCUCUUGUUCUAAGAAAAAGAGAAAAGGGUCAAGAAGACAACCCUAAUACGUCACUUACUCUAAGUGAGAGAGAAACUGACAGGGAGAUCAAGUUAAGACGAUCGCUUCCCAAGAGAGAAAGUGUUCAGGAGGACAAGUUUGAAGACGCCUAUGAGAUUAUCCCUGUGGCCACCACGAUGAAUCUGGUGUCUUCCUUGGAAGAAUGUACAACUGGAUUGUACUUAUUUCUAAAUAACAGAUUCUCAAAUGCAAUAAAUCUCAUUCAGCCGUGGUCUAAAAACAGUAUAUACCAUGCCCUAAUAUACGGUAUGCUUAUGGUGGUCAAGGCCGUCCUGACUUUUGAUCCAGAAGACAUACGGAUUGGAAUGACUGCCGCCAGUGAAGCUUUGAAAACUUGUAACGGCUUCCGAAAAAAAACAAGGAUCCUUUCUUUACCCCACCUAGUAAGCAGACAGGGAGUAAGCGCCGUCACAGAAGAGGAACUGCAUGCCGAAGUCUGCUACGCGGAGUGCCUGAUCCUGAAAGCUGCUAUAACGUUUAUACAGGUCGACAGCUUGCUUAGUUUUGUUAAAAGCGGGAUAAACAUUGGGACAAGUUACCAGAUAUACAAAGACUGUCAACAGGUGGUAGCGUUUCUGUCUAACUACCAAGGCAAAGCCCGCAGGCACCUGGUGGGAGGGAUCAAGUUUGGACUUGGAGCGUUCAAUUUGAUGUUGUCCCUUGUCCCACCGGGGAUACUUAAACUGCUGAAUAUCGUGGGCUAUUCUGGUGACAGAGAGGUAGGCUUGGCUUUGCUUCAUGAGAGUGCAUCUGAACCCCACAUAAAUAAUAUUUUAAGUGUUUUGACGCUACUCUUUUAUUACAAUUACAUUUAUGUAGCUUUUGGUGUGGAAAAUGUUUCCAGUCCCACUACAGAGACUCUCCUCCUGACCCAUCUGCAGAAGUUCCCAAACUGUGUUAUACUUAAAUUUUUUCACGCACGCUCCUGUAUGUUGAGAGGAAAUUUCGAAAAGGCACAGCUGAAGUUACAGGACUGCAUUUCCAUUCAGAGCGAAUGGAAGCAGGUUCACCACCUCUGCUGCUGGGAGCUCAUGUGGUGCCACAUUUUUAUGCAGAACUGGAGGCAGGCUCUCCACUGCGCCCACCUUCUGUACCUGCACAGCACGUGGUCCAAGGCCACCUACACCUACAGCAAAGCCGUGAUACUGGCUCUGCUUCCUUCCGAUUUCGCGAGAGCAGUGAAAGAGGACACGAACUCUCUCUUCUUAAAUGUGGAUAGCUUAAGAAUCAAAAUUUUAGGCACUCCUGGGCCAAUAGAACAGUUUGUUGCCGAGAAAGGGCAGCGCUACGGUAGGACUGCGGGCUGGUUUACGGCACAGCCCCUUCUGGAAUUCAUUUACGCCUGGAGCGGAUUCCGACUCAUGAGCAAGAGGCUAGAACUCAUUUCAAGCUGGCUGUCCAUAAUCGACAGAGGAAAAGACCUUUUGCAAGAAAAUCCGAAUGAGGAGUACAGGACAGAUGACGUAAGUUUGUUAAAUUUGUUGAAAGGUCUGUGCCUGAAGCACUUAGGCAAAUAUCCGAAGGCAGAGCACUACUUUAACCGUGUUAUUCAGAAGGAGAAGUCGUUAAAAUAUGACCACUACUUGGUGCCAUACACGCACUAUGAACUGGGAAUUCUGCACUAUCUCAGAGGAGAUUACGCCAGCGCCACGAAAAGCCUGGACAACAUAAAGAACUACAGAGACUACCCCAUGGAAGCUCCCUUACAGUUCCGGACUCAUAUAGCCCUGGGGCAAAUAGCCAAAGAAAAGUGAUUAAGCACAGAGGGUGUUUAGUGUGAGUGAAAUACCACAAUCAGCAAGAUAAUGAGCAGGUAGGAAAAUAAUACUUUCUUUGUGGAAAAAAAAUCCAUGAGGCGACUGCUAAGCAUCUGAUCAGUAGCAAGUAAGAAAGGAACUGGCCAGUUCUUUUCCUUCUUUCCUUUUCCUUGCCUGUAAAAAUAUAUGCCUUAC
Fukomys damarensis (Damara mole-rat) is the source of this 2517-nucleotide messenger RNA. Its product is annotated as tetratricopeptide repeat protein 39B. NCBI's taxonomy places the organism in Eukaryota, Metazoa, Chordata, Mammalia, Rodentia, Bathyergidae. The coding region runs from base 502 to 2319 and encodes 605 amino acids. Gene Ontology annotation, biological process: regulation of cholesterol efflux; regulation of cholesterol metabolic process; cholesterol homeostasis. Gene Ontology annotation, molecular function: protein binding. The record is from RefSeq and is a predicted model, not a curated record. The transcript is spliced from 3 exons.